ACAACGAAUUGCCUGCCUGUCGAAGUGCAAAAGUAAAAUAGCAAAGCCGCUAGUCGCCAAUCGCAAGUCGCAAGCUGAAAAGUGAUCUGUUUAUUAACAAAAGUCUCGUUAAGUAGUACAAAGUAGUUCAAGUGAAAUUGUGAAAAAAUGGCUUUAAAGGUUCUUUUCGUUAUUGCCGCAGUGAUUGCUUGCGCGCAUGCCAGACCCGGCGGCCCCGCAGCCUACUCCAUUUCCGCACCCAGCGUGGACCACGCUUCGGUGGGUAGCACACAAGAGCACACCGUCAAGGGCCACUAUGGCCAAUCGUCGCAAUCGGACUACUCCAGUGCCGUACAGACCGCGCAUUCGCAAUCGCACGUCCAGCGUUCCAGUAUUAGCAACGAUGCAGGCGUGGCACCAGCCAUUGGCGUAUCGCAUGGUCUUCUUGGACAUCCAGGUAUCCCAAUUGCCGCACCAGCCUUGGCGCAUUACCCAGCACCAGUAGCUGUUAAAGCCCUUGCCGCCCCCGCUUUAGUGCAUACCGCCGUCGCCGGACAUGGUGUGCAUUACGGCUACUAAUAAGGCAGAAGAAUCGAGAAAUGUGAGCAACAAAAAACAAAAGAGUAGUGUAGAGAGAGAGAGAGAGAGAGGGGAAGCACAAUUGUGAGAGAAGGGGACAGCUUAAGCGGCAGAGCGCUGGACGUCGCCUAGUGGCUGGCCGCCGCACACGUCGACGUCGACGCCAACGCCGUGACACUAAAACAAAUUACAAAUAAAACAAAAAGUAAAAAAAAAAUAAAUUAACGAGGCAGAAAUUAAUAAGGAAAGAAGAAAAAUAAACAAAUAAACAGCAAAAUGAAUCAUUAUUAUGUAGGAUAACAGCAGGAAAGCAAUUAUGAAAAGAACAAACAUUACAGCCAUGUAUGACGUGCAACAACGAUGCCAACAACAACACCAACAACAAUCAACGCAACAAUGAAUACUUAUUAACAAAAACAAAAACAACACAAAGAACAUCAAUACACAUAAAUGUUAACAAGUGAAAACAGCUAAAGCAAAA
Molecule: messenger RNA, 1039 nt
Organism: Anastrepha obliqua
Lineage: Eukaryota; Metazoa; Arthropoda; Insecta; Diptera; Tephritidae
Product: cuticle protein 21.3
Exons: 4
Coding region: 148-558 (136 amino acids)
Source: RefSeq, a predicted model, not a curated record